Molecule: messenger RNA, 2443 nt
Organism: Sinocyclocheilus rhinocerous
Lineage: Eukaryota; Metazoa; Chordata; Actinopteri; Cypriniformes; Cyprinidae
Product: vesicle-associated membrane protein 7-like
Exons: 8
Coding region: 202-864 (220 amino acids)
Biological process (GO): exocytosis; vesicle fusion; endosome to lysosome transport
Cellular component (GO): membrane; SNARE complex
Molecular function (GO): SNARE binding; SNAP receptor activity
Source: RefSeq, a predicted model, not a curated record
CAACGCGGAACACAGUGACGUUUGGUGAUUUUUCGGUUUAACACAGACCGGUGAUAUUUUUAACUGUAGUAUUUAUUUAUGAUUUCAGCCAUGUUUGUCAGGCAAUGAAAGUGCCGUUUAUGCCACUCCGCCUUAAAGACAUCGAAGAAAGCGGCGCUUCAUCGUCAGCAUUUCAGUGUGGGAUCAGCUGUGUUUGUGGCGAUGGCUGUCCUGUUUGCGGUGGUGGCUCGAGGAUCCACUGUCCUGGCUAAACACGCCUGCUUCUCUGGAAACUUCCUGGAGGUGACGGAACAGAUCCUGGCCAAAAUCCCCUCGGAAAACAACAGGCUGACGUAUUCCCACGGCAGCUAUCUCUUCCACUACAUCUGCCACGAGAGGAUCGUGUAUCUGUGCAUCACCGAUGACGAGUUUGAGCGCUCGCGUGCGUUCGGGUUCCUGAAUGAGGUGAAGAAGCGCUUCCAGACCACCUACGGCUCGCGAGCUCAGACUGCGCUGCCCUACGCCAUGAACAGCGAGUUCUCCAGCACGCUGGCUGCGCAGAUGAAACAUCACUCGGAUCCCAAAGGCUCAGACAGACUGACUGAAACACAGAUGCAUGUAGACGACUUGAAAGGCAUUAUGGUCCGGAACAUCGAUCUCGUCGCUCAGAGAGGAGAGAGACUUGAGCUGCUCAUCGAUAAAACAGAGAACCUGAUGGAUUCUUCCGUCUCCUUUAAAACUACGAGCCGUAAUCUGGCCCACGCCAUGUGUAUGAAGAACCUGAAGUUAACCGUCAUUGUCGUAGUAGUGGUGCUGGUGGUGCUGUAUUUUAUCGUGACGGCCGCGUGUGGAGGAUUCAGCUGGCCGAACUGUCGGAAGCAGUAGAUUCUCCCUCAGUAUGUGAGCGCACUCGUUCUGCUCAUCUGACUAGAGCCUCACAAACACAGCACAGCACUGAACUCCUGCUGUGUUUCCGGUGCUGUUCCAAACAAUACUUCAGCAUCAUCGCCUUCCCAUGUUGAUCGCUAUCGGAUAUUUUUGAGUCUUUGGGUUCUUUUCACCAUGUUGUAAUGCAGUUCAUCUACAUGAAGAAUUUAAGGGGAUUUAUUCUGUUUAGUUUUAGAAAGUGCCAUAAAAGUAUCAUAAAAGUUGUCCGUAUGACUUGUGCACUGUAUUCAGUGUUUACUAUACAGUGUAUACUAGCUUUAUGUGAGGAACGAAACUGAAGUCAUUAUUGACCUCUUCAUUAUUGUAGAGCUUAAUUCUCAUUUGCUGUUGCAUUUUGCAGACGCUGCACAUGCCAGUCUGUCACAUUACAUGCGGGACACAUCCAAAUGUACAUUUUUUAACACAUUCAUUAUUAUUAUUAAAGUACAAAUAGUUAGUUGAGAUAUUUAAGUACUUGAAUAGUGAAUUUCAGUUGGGUUUGUUUCUUCCACAAAGCUAUUGUAAGACUUGGCAUAUCGUGUGUGUGUGUGUUAUGGACUACUUUUAUGAUACACCAGUUUUAUGAUCUGUGUCCUAUUUUAUUGCAUGGAAAAGCAGUGUAAAUCAUCCACUAACCUCCUCGGUUUUGUGUGUUUCAUGGAGGAAAGUAAAGCAGGACUGGAACGACAUGAGGCUGAGAAUAUGAGUGCAUGACUUUUCUAGUUUUUGGUGAACUACUCAAGCCAGCGGUUACUAAUCCUCUUCAUAACUUACAGAGCAAUGAAAUAGAAACUGAUGAGUUUUGAGAGCGAUGACCUGGCACUUGUGUUUGCGCUGUUUUAAUUAGGUUUGCUUACAACAGUCAUGAUAUGUAUGUAAUCAUUUACAUUUAUAGUUAGCUUACUAAAUGUAUUUUCUACAGAAUGAACUAAUGUCAGUCACCAAGAUUGUGAUUGAUUGAUUAUUGAGUAGCAUAUGAAGUAGUUUGUCUACUUUACAGUAGUCGUGUGAUAUUGUUCGCACAGCGCAGAGCUAAUUGAAUUCAAAAACUGCAUGUUUUUGGGUGAAUCUCGCAAAACCUGUCAAUGUUUCAGCCUAAAUUAACGAGCAAAUUAUAUUGUGCGUAAAGAAAAUGAAGCUGGAUCAUGAUGAGGCCUUGUUAUUUUUCAUUGACGUAUUGAGCACAUUUUCCUAAAAUUAUCACAUGAAAAAGAAAUAAUGAAUCAUGUAUAAGCUUCUAAUUCUCACAUGAAAUACAACAGAUACACAGAAUAGUAAACAACCAUGUAUAGAAAACAGAAUAUAGAGCUACAUCCAAGUAUAGAGUGUGAUGUGCAGGAAUGGAGCCAGUAUGUACAGGCAAUGUGAAUACAUUUGAAUUUACAUAUUGUAUUUAAGCUUAAAGUGCUGUGAAAAGUUUGUACACCAUAAAAAGUGGUUUUGUUUUCCCCCCCCAGCAUAUUGAGACAUACAAAAGACACUUGGAAUGUACAUUUUGUAAUGAUGUGUACAGCUUAAAUAAACAAAAAUGCCUAUA